Fusarium falciforme is the source of this 810-nucleotide messenger RNA. RefSeq lists its product as hypothetical. The record is from RefSeq and is a predicted model, not a curated record. Bases 1 to 810 code for a protein of 269 amino acids. The transcript is spliced from 2 exons. Lineage: Eukaryota; Fungi; Ascomycota; Sordariomycetes; Hypocreales; Nectriaceae.
AUGCUUAUGAACUUUGAAACACGGGAUCAGAUUGAUAAUCCCGGCCCUGUCAACGCGCAAGAGCAGUCCUUGUUCUUCCAAAAGACCAUCCCCGAUGUCCGGCGUCUGAUCUACUUGGAGGCCUUUGGUUCUCGCUCAGUCCAUGUUGUUCCUGGACGGCGAAUAAACGCCCCGAAGUACUUCUUUUACACUUGUCGACAGCCAGACGAUGCGCCGCCUCAUUCCGAAUGCCCAGACGUGGGUGAAGAGAAGCGUAGACUGUCCACUAACCUUCUCUACACUUGCCAGAUGGCAUAUAACGAGGGGGCUACACUGCUGUUCAAAUCCAACAAGUUGCUGUUCUCCGACCAGACCGACUGCUCUUUCUUUUUCCACCUGGUCCCCGACAGCUUCCAAAACUCUGUCCGGAGUCUCGAUGUCUGCGUCCAGUUCCACUACUACGACACUCACCUCAUUCAGCCAAUGUGUGAGGAGCUCUCCAACUGGACGGGAGAUUUCAAGCUGCGCAUGAGAUGGGACAUGAAUCACGUGCGCAGAAAGAAGAGAUACGCCAACUUCAACACGGCGCUGGCUGCCAUUCAGCAGCUGAUGAAGAACCCGAGAGUCCGGCCCAAGUUUUGGGCACCCAAGAUGCUAGAAGACGGGAUGGGGCUGGUCUUGGAAAAAGAGGAUCGCCUUAGGCUGGAGUUUGUUAAGGAUGGGAGCGAGCCUGACCCGAACGACGGAGAGGGGGAUGACGAUGGAGAGGAAGAUGAAGAUGAGGAUGAGGACGAGUACGACCGGGACGAUGACAGUGAAGACUACUCUUAG